Messenger RNA from Hyaloscypha bicolor E, 897 nucleotides. RefSeq lists its product as uncharacterized. Lineage: Eukaryota; Fungi; Ascomycota; Leotiomycetes; Helotiales; Hyaloscyphaceae. The coding region runs from base 166 to 774 and encodes 202 amino acids. The record is from RefSeq and is a predicted model, not a curated record. The transcript has a single exon.
UUUCAAUACACUUCUCUGCACGGCAGCUUCGCGAGUCUAGUGGCUCCAACGAAGUCCAAGCCAUGGCUCACGUUUGAAGUGUUCAUACAAGGUUAUUCUAGGCGCCGCUUCACAUGCCUUCCAACCUUCAUCACUCUCUUUCCGUUUUCUUUACACUCAUUAAUCAUGGUGCGAUCUUUCGUGCUGUCCAGUCUUUCACUCUUGUUUCUGGCUUCCGACGUUUUCAGUAAACCUGUCGUCACAAAAUCAAUUGUCAUUAUUCCCUCAUGCCCUGCAGCUAAUGGCCUCAAAUAUGACACUCCAGCGGGCACCUACGUGGUGCAGUGCUCCGUAUCCUCGGGUGGACAAAAUAUCCAUACCGACCAUGCGGUAGCCAAUUUUCAAACAUGCCUCGACCAGUGUGGCAGUACUCCCAAGUAUGUUGCCGUAACCUACGAGACUUCUUCUCGAACAUGUAUUUUGAAGUCAACAUUUGGAGCAUCCACUCCGAAUACGCGUGCAAUCUCUGCUGGACUUCACAAUGGCACUGUCGCUGUACCAGCACCAGUUGUGGUUCAAAGUUUGAGCGUCGGUUCGUCAAGUAAGUGCCACCAACAGUAUGCCUCGGCUUCAAUCUUAAGGCAGUUGACUACUACACCCCGAUUUAUCCGGGAGAGAAUAGUUGUCUGCUGGUUUCCACACUCAGUAACCCGGUGCCAGCCGGAGAUCGUUACGGGGGCUUCAGUGCAAUCAGUCUGGCGAGCCUGCAGCUUGGUUUUGGCCCUGUGGUGUUAACUCGUGAUGUUGGGAGAGGGGUUCCGCAAAUCAAUGCGAGAGUCCCGUACUGACUCGUCGCAGGCUCAACCACCUCAUCCACAUCAUCUUCCAUCUCCACAAGCACAGCAUCAACAACCUCCU